Messenger RNA from Rotaria sp. Silwood2, 927 nucleotides. Lineage: Eukaryota; Metazoa; Rotifera; Eurotatoria; Philodinida; Philodinidae. The record is from the annotation of a GenBank genome assembly.
AUGAUUCUUAUGCAUAGUUACACUAUGGACUCAUGGAGUAGUGAAUUGCUUUCUUGUGUUGCACAUAUCAUCGGUCUCAUAUAUUCAUCGUGUUGGCGAGAUGGACUAAAACUUCAACAUGUCCAACUUAUUGUUCCAUCUGAAGACACAACAUACGACCAUAUUUUUGUUUUGAUUCGUCUUGUUAGUUAUCAACCUUUUCAUCAACGUAUUUCUGCUCAAUCAUACAAUGAUGAAACUGUUCUCAUGGAUGCAAGUUUAACCUUUUUAUUUGGUAUAAUAGAAACAUAUGAUUUAGGCUGUUUCAUGAGUUCACAAACAAAUUUAACUACAACGCUUUGGUCCAUAGCACAAACAUCACACUACGAUCGAAUUCGUGUUUGUGCCUACGGAUUUUUGGCAGAAUUUCUUUCUGAUAAACAAUUGAAAGUAUUGAAAAUCAGCAAUAAUAUGUGCGAAUUUUUCUUUCGUAUUCUCGAACAAGCAGAGAAUCAUCCAACAAAAAAAUGGAAAAGAAUAACGAUUUCACAUUUAUUAAAAGGUUUCCUGCGCUUAUCAUCGAAUGAUACUAUUCAAACAAGAACAGCUGAUUCUAACAAAAUAUCAUUACUUAUUCAAUUAUGUGACCAAUAUCCUAUGGCAUUCGAUAUUAUUUGGGCUCUUUCCUUCAAUCCACUUAUUGUCAAACAACUUCAAUCAAACCAAUCAUUCACAACUAGAUUAAUUCAAAUUGAUGAUCAAGCAAGCGAUGAAAAUGUACGUAAAAUUGUGAAUGGUAUUCUUUGGAAUUUAAAUAUAAAUGAUGAGGAAAACAGUUCAUCGGAUAAUAGCUAUGAGAAAAAAUUCGAUAUAAUGAUCAGUUAUUCACGUAAAGACAAACAAAUAUGUAAACAAUUGUAUGAAGAACUUGUUCGAGUCGGAUACUGA